UUCGGUGGUCCUGUAGAUAAAAAUGUUAUUAAGGCGUUAAAUUCAAUAUUAAGGUGUUCAAUUAUUGAAAUAAGCAUAAACGAAUAUGUUAACCAAAAGUGUCCGUGCCGCCUUUAGAUUACCGGUCAGAAGUUUACUUACCAAAGUAUGCCGAUAUCAACCGUCGGCGCCGGUGCGAUGGUUCAACGGAAGGGGGCCAGAUUCGGACCGCAAUUUUAGGAUACGGACAACGGUAUACUAUGUCGCAGCAGCUGGCGUACUUACCGUGGGGUUAAGCUAUGCGGCCGUGCCGUUGUAUCGGAUGUUUUGCCAAGCGUACAGUUACGGAGGUACGACUAGUCAGGGGCACGAUGGCGAAAAAGUGGAAACCAUGAAGAAGAUCAAGGAUAGGAUAAUUAAAGUUAAGUUCAAUGCCGACAUCGGGGCGUCGAUGCGAUGGAAUUUCAAGCCACAGCAAACCGAAAUUAAGGUAGUGCCCGGAGAGACUGCUUUAGCGUUCUACUCUGCCAAGAAUCCCACCGACCAUCCGGUGAUCGGUAUCAGCACGUACAACGUUAUUCCGUUCGAAGCCGGGGCCUAUUUCAACAAGAUACAGUGCUUCUGCUUUGAGGAACAGCAGCUCAAUCCGCACGAAGAGGUAGAUCUGCCCGUUUUCUUCUACAUCGACCCCGAAUUUAUCGAAGAUCCGAAGAUGGAGCUGGUGGACUCAAUCACGUUGUCGUACACAUUCUUUGAAUCGAAAGACGGUCUCAACAUACAAUUGCCGGCCAUCGGAAAACAUUUACCGCGUUUUGACGGCCAGCCACGUGUCGCAACUUCUUAGCAAACUAAUGCCCAAAGGGCCGCGGACUGAGGUUAUCGCCUCUUAGCGACGGUGAUAACUACCCCAAAACCACGAGUACGAAGUUGGUGUACGUUUCAGAUUAUCUUCUGUGUACCGAAUCUGUUUGGUGCCACUGUGAAACAAUUGUAAAUUCAUGUCCUUCGAGAAUAAACCCAUUGACG
Messenger RNA from Anopheles cruzii, 1005 nucleotides. Its product is annotated as cytochrome c oxidase assembly protein COX11, mitochondrial-like. Lineage: Eukaryota; Metazoa; Arthropoda; Insecta; Diptera; Culicidae. The record is from RefSeq and is a predicted model, not a curated record. Bases 86 to 823 code for a protein of 245 amino acids. The transcript is spliced from 4 exons. Gene Ontology annotation, molecular function: copper ion binding. Gene Ontology annotation, cellular component: mitochondrial inner membrane.